This is a messenger RNA of Pseudomyrmex gracilis, 2383 nucleotides long. RefSeq lists its product as uncharacterized. The transcript has 6 exons. Bases 187 to 1890 code for a protein of 567 amino acids. The record is from RefSeq and is a predicted model, not a curated record. Lineage: Eukaryota; Metazoa; Arthropoda; Insecta; Hymenoptera; Formicidae.
UCUCUCUGGUUUCACUCGACAUUGGUAAAAGAAAGAUAAACUCUGAACUGGUGUAGCCAGUUCAGAUAAAAAGAACAGACCUAUUUGCACCAAACCAAACCUUACGAGUUUAAAAUGUUCAACCGCAGACUCUGCUGUGUGACGUGACAGUGACCUCUCAUUUAAUAAAAAACGUAAUUUGUGUAGAUGUACGAGGUAAUAACAAAAACAACAAAUAAUACGAACGUGAUAAGUCGUGAUCCAAGAAAUUAUUUAAAUUGUACAAUGAGUCAGAUAAAAAAUGAUCACUCUAAUUUUUUGCUGUCAAAUUGCAAAACUAAAGUACGAGAGAUAAGGCAACCUGUAAGACUUGUACAAGGUCUUAGUGGCAAAAAGUCACAAGAUGAUCAAAGAAAUCCAACCAUUAAACUGAGUCAACCUGAAAGACUCACCCCUUAUGGAAAAAGAGGGAGUUGCAAAAAAAAUCCAACUGUUACACUAACUAAACCUGAAAGACUUACUCCAUAUUUGAAAAGUGCACAGAAAAGUUGUAAGAAAGACACUUUCCUUCAGCACGAUACAACAAAUGCAAGAAGAAAUUUAAACUUUUAUGUAAAUAACAGUCCAAAAAGAAAAAAAACAAAGUUACAUGAUAGAAGGAGCUUCUUAUUGCCACCUAAUACUAUAAAAGAAACAUAUAUCAAAGAAAGACAAAGCACCUUUAUAUUGCCUCAAUGUCAAACAUUAGCGACGACAUCUAAGAUCAAAAGUCCUAGAUCAUCCGAUGAAACGUGUUCAUCUUCAACAAAAAAUGUUUGUUUCAAUAUCAUACACGAAAAGAGUAACGCAACGCCAGUUGUACAACACACUUUGUUGCGCAUACCCGAUACGAUUGACGAAUCCGGUGUACUAAGUAUUGCAUGUUCGUCUCCCGCUUGCGCACCGAGAAACAAAAAUGUCCAAAAGAAAUUAAAUUCCGAUAAAGAUUUUUGCAUUACCGUUUGCGUUAGUCCAAAAAUAACCAACAGCCUACAAUUUUCUGAAUCCAAUGCAAACAAAGUAACAAAGGAAGGAAUAACAAAAGAAACAUAUUUAGUUAACGAAAUAGAGAAAUUCGCACGUACUGUGAAUAAUCAAGAAGAAAAUGCGCAUUCGUCACGAAUGAUCAAAAUGACAACCGACGGGUGCGUGCUUUCGCCGUGCAAUAAUAACGGACCUGACGAACUUGUAACUCUUCGUAAAACUGAUCUUACAGCUCUAGAACUCAAGUUGGCAAGUCUCAUCGGUAGACUGAAAGAAGAUCUGUCGGAAUUAACUGCAUUUGCAAAUACGAUAUCUAAGAUAAAUGCAGCGAGUGAACUAAAUGACAAGGACGAAAAGAAGAAACGGGAAACAACUGAAAAUUUAAAUGCCAUCAUUGAGAUACCCGAAAGAGAUAAUAAUAAUCUUGAAAUGCAAGUCGGUCUUGAAAUCAACAAGGAAAAUGAAAAUUCGAAUAAUAUAAAAUGCUCGGAAAACGAUAUCAAAUUCAAAACGAGAAGACGUUCUGCACGUUUGAUGGCAAAGUCUUUAAAUAAUUUGUGUAAUUCUAAUUCCAACGAUAGUUUCGUUAAUUUAGAAAAUGAACUGAAUAUCACACAUGCGAACUCUAACGUAAAGUAUACACCUGUUAAAAAUUGUAAGUAUCCUGAUGUUACCAAGUACAAAAAAAUAAACGGAAAGCCUAUGAAGGAAUAUCUGGCGUUGAAAUCGCGCAUGAGCUGUUUGUUGACACCGAAGACACCGAAAUCAUACAGUUCUUCUAAUUUGGGACACAUAUGUCACGAAAACGGUAACGCAAAAGCAAGCAUAUCAAAUAAAUUGUUCUCAGAACUUAAUAACUUAUAUGCGGAUUCGCCAGAUUCGGUGUAAUUUUACAUGUGUUUUAUAUUGUUACGGGCCGUGGGUCUCGUCAUUUCUGAUCAAACUAAUCGGUCCAUUACCAUAUCAACCAUGAUUAAUCGGGUCUUCUAAACGACUAAUGCAAUUGUAGUCAAUGAAAUAAUCGGCAAAUUAAGUUAAUCGGAGAUAGUGAACUCUAUAAUUUAUAUAAAUAUAUAUACAUAUAUAUAUAUAUAUAUAUGUAUGUAUAUAUAUACAGUCAAACCUCGAUAACUCGAACCUCUAUAAAACAAUUAUUUUAUUCAUUCCCUUCCGCUCCGCGGAAAGGAAAAAAAGCUUCGAUAAAAGUCGAAAUCUCUACAACUCGAAGAUUUUAGCUCUUCCCUUGAGAUUUGAGUUAGUGAGUUUAUUCGAAUGUAUAUAUAUACGUAUAUGUAUAUAUAAAUUAUACACACAUGUAAUCUUAUAUCUUACGUAUUAUGUCAUAAAUUAUUAUAUAUUAUAAGGAAAGAGUAUAAAAAAA